AUCCCAUCCCAAUCUAUCUCCCCGUCGAACCUCAGCGGCGGGUUGACAGCAGUUCGCUAGGGACGGGCUGCCGCGAUUCCGAGCUCAAGCUUCUGACCUGAGGGCAUGGAGAAUUGCGCCGCCCGCGUCCAGAGGCAGCGCCGUCGGCGUCGCACAUGCGCGUUCGCCUCGUGCGGUCCGAGCAAUUGGCAAUUGCGCGCGCAGAGGCCUGGCGAUUGGCCGCUGUUGCGCCUGCCAUUAUUGGGGCGAGUCGCACCUUCCCCGGUUCCCAGGCGACCCUCCAAUGCCGUCACAUGCAUCGUCACUCGGCUGCAAGCUAUUGACUGCAAUUUUCCCUCUCGCUCGUCCACCACCCGGUUUAUGUGUGACGGCCAGCCUCCAAUGCGCCGGCUCCGCUGCGUCCAGGCGUGCGGCCGCAUGAUUCAAGCAAUCUCCGCAGUGUUUCUCGGACGUUUUUGGGCGAUCGUCGACGGCAGCCAGGAUCGCGUGCACCAGGGCCGGAGCAUUUUGGGCGAGAUUGCCAUCUCCCUCGAUACACGGCGCCCGCCACGGCUAUAUUGCAGUCGAUAUAACCACUCGUCCUUUACGGCGUCGGCACCAGCGAAGUGCUGCCUGUUGACCGCAGACGAGAUUGGCCGCCACCGCCCGUCUAGUGCAUGAAUAUCAAUUUGGGCAGUUGGAGAAGAGCGCUGGCUUGCGGGGUUUUGCAGGCCGCACCCACACGAUCGCCUGACUGCAGCAGCCCGCUGUUUGACGGGGUGCAGAAGCAUCAUGGCCCACGGGCGUGGCACGCCGCUCCAGCUUCGGUCGCCCUUCAGCGAGAGUGCUCGCGAUCCCCGAAGCUCUGGAGAGCAGAUGCAUACUCCUCGAGCACAUCGAGCCAGAAACGGCAAGACGCCGCCAUCUGCAGCUAAACGUGGGCGGCUUUAUCCAAACGGCACAGCG
Messenger RNA from Trematosphaeria pertusa, 945 nucleotides. RefSeq lists its product as uncharacterized. The record is from RefSeq and is a predicted model, not a curated record. Lineage: Eukaryota; Fungi; Ascomycota; Dothideomycetes; Pleosporales; Trematosphaeriaceae. The transcript has a single exon. The coding region runs from base 106 to 660 and encodes 184 amino acids.